CACGAGUGUGGGGAAAACGCAAAGUAUGUAAAGUUUCGUUUAUCAUUCAGUCGGAUCCCCAACCAUCCACCCCUUUUGUGCACUGUUGCCUUCUCUCGAUGCGUUGCAGCACACAUAUAGCAGAGUGUAAACAUAUACAAUCAUUAAAGAUCCAGCCAAGUAGUGGACCUGUUUACUUAUGAGCAUUUUACCAAAUUACUCUGGAGCCAGAAUAUCUGGUUGCUGGACCCUGAGAUCUGAUGGCCGUGGAGCUGGUGAGGGCUCACUGGACCGUCUCCUUCCCUCAGUAAGCGCAGGCCUUUCACCUCGAAAAAGGACCACCAGUCAGUGCAAAUCUGAGCCACCUCUCCUCCGCACCUCCAAGCGCACUAUCUACACUGCUGGGCGCCCCCCCUGGUACAACGAGCAUGGCACCCAGUCCAAAGAAGCCUUUGUCAUCGGUCUGUGUGGCGGCAGUGCUUCAGGGAAGACAACUGUUGCUAGAAAAAUCAUUGAAGCUCUAGAUGUUCCAUGGGUAGUCCUGCUUUCCAUGGACUCCUUUUACAAGGUCCUCACUACAGAACAACAGAGUCGGGCUGCCAGUAACGACUACAAUUUUGACCACCCUGAUGCUUUCGACUUUGAUCUACUGACGCACACGUUGCGCAAACUCAAGCAGGGCAAGAGCGUCAAAAUUCCUGUGUAUGACUUUACAACUCAUGGAAGACAGAAGGAGUGGAAAACAGUAUAUGGAGCUAGUGUUAUCAUCUUUGAGGGGAUCAUGGCCUUUGCAGAUAAAGAUCUCUUGCAGUUGCUGGACAUGAAAAUCUUUGUAGACACAGACUCAGACAUCCGGCUAGUGCGGCGGCUGAGGAGGGACAUAACCGAGAGAGGCCGUGACAUCGAGGGCGUCAUCAAACAGUACAACAAGUUUGUCAAGCCGGCCUUUGAACAGUACAUCGAGCCCACCAUGCGCCUGGCUGAUAUUGUAGUGCCUCGUGGUGGUGGCAACAUGGUGGCCAUUGAUUUGAUAGUGCAGCACGUCCACAGUCAGCUGGAGGAGAGGAAACUUCGCUGGGAUAUGGCAGCCCUGGCCUCCGCUCACCAAGCCCAGCCCCUCCCCCAGACGCUCAGCGUUCUGGAGAGUACACCCCAGGUCAGAGGCAUGCACACCAUCAUCAGAAACAGAGAAACCAGCCGUGAUGAGUUCAUCUUUUACUCCAAGAGGUUGAUGCGUCUGUUGAUCGAGCGAGCGCUCUCCUUCCUCCCAUCACAGCUCCAUGUAGUCCAGACCCCCCAGGGAGAAGAUUAUGAAGGCAGGACUUUCCACGGGAAGGGGAUCACUGGCGUGUCCAUUUUACGGGCUGGAGAGACCAUGGAGCCUGCACUAAGGGCCGUGUGCAAAGACGUCCGCAUUGGAAAAAUCCUCAUCCAGACCAACCAGGACACAGGAGAGCCAGAGGUCCAGCUUCACUACCUGCGCCUCCCCAAAGACAUAAGUGAAGAUCACGUGAUCCUGAUGGACUGCACCGUGUCCACCGGCGCUGCUGCCAUGAUGGCCGUGCGAGUCCUGCUGGACCACGACGUACAAGAGGACAAGAUCCUCUUGGUCUCCCUGCUCAUGGCUGAAAUGGGCGUCCAUUCUGUGGCCUACGCCUUCCCACAGGUCAAGAUCAUCACCACGGCUGUAGACAAGAAGGUCAACGACUUAUUCCACAUCAUACCUGGCAUUGGAAACUUUGGUGAUCGAUACUUUGGAACUGAUGCCCCUCCUGAAUGGAGUGACGACGACAUGGACGAGCCCAGUUACUGAUUCUUGCUGGAUUCUGUGCCAGGUGGUCCAACAGCAAUUGGUGCAUUGUUUGUUUAAAUUAUUUUAUUGCUUAAAAGAGAUGGAUCGUGAUAUCAAGGUGAACAUAUUUUUGUACAGUAUGUUAGUAACUUUUACUUUGCUGUUUGGCCUUAAAAAGUGUAAUACUGUGGAAGACACAACUGAAUGUGCAACUCUUGUACACAUUAUCUCAAAUCAGCACACCAACGUAACUUUUUCAUGUGCACUUCCUCAACAACAAUUCAGUUGGAAAAUACUCUUUUUUAUGUUUUUGUUUUUAAAGGUUUCUAGAUCAGAGAUGUGACUGACUAUUUUAAACUUUAAAUUAUCGUGCUCCUACGUAUCUAAUCUAGUGGUUCUCAAACUAUGUUCGCCAUGUACCACUCUCCAAGUACUGCCAUAAUGACCAACAUUGAAAUACAGUAUCGUCGUAGGGCUUAAUAUUUAUUAAAAAUCAUAUACAUUUUUAUAUUUUUGUCCACUGUAACAUUAGACACUGUUUUAACAGUAACACUGUGUUUAAAUAUAGGAAAAUAAAAUACUCUACUUUAAUCUUUGGCAUACCACUAGUGGUACACGUACUGCAGUUUGAGAAUCACUGAUCUAAAGAAAAGACAACAGGAAUUCAAAAAAAUAAGUUGUUUUCAAAUACUUUUAUAAAAUGCACUACUUUACCUUCUAUUUGUACAAGAAAGUAAAGUUCUCCCCAAAAACUUUUACUUGGUUGUGAAAGUAUUCCUUAGGUACUUUUACUUUUAAGGUCUCAUCCGCUUUUCCUCUGUAAAAAGAUGCCAGCCCGUCAGCUCACAUGCGCUCCCUCACAGUCAACCAGGGUACUGUGCACCUCACUUUAUGGCAUUUCUCAAAUUUAAAGUCGGGUUAGUGAGAAUAAUCAUUUCAUACUUACAUUACACCCGUCCAACGGCAAAACUCAGUAACUGAAUGUUGGUCAAACCUGAGCUGAUAAUAAUUUUGGAGUUCCUAGGUGAUAUGCUUUACAUUAGUGUAUGCGAUAUUGUAAUUUGUUCCGUAAGUAAGCUGUUACGCGCAUGGCAGGACCUAGCAACUACCACAUAACCGCGUAGAUACAACAGAAAAACCUAGUAUCUCAAGGGACCAAUCGGAGCUUCUUUGUCAGUCGCCUUAUUGUCUUCAAUGAGACAUUUGCACGAAUGGGGCCGACGGUCAACCUGAUUAUGUGAUAUUAUGGCACAAGGGGAUAUUUGGAAGAUUGGCUCCAGGACUUUGCAAGCACCUUCAUUAAAUGUAUUGUUCUUGAUUCUUCCCCUAGCAUACUCUUUUGGGCAGAUAACUGUGGAGGUCAAAAUAAAAACUGGACGCUGCCCAGUGUGCAAACGCAGAAUGGGGCCCACCAGAGAUUGUGAUAAAAUAUCUGGAGAAAGGGCACACGUUCAUGAGAGCAGAUUCAAUCCAUGGCUCAAUCGGCAAGAAAAUGAAAGCUCAAGAAAACAUCUAUACGUGUGAUGACUUUGUAAAUCUUUGUAAGACAGCAUCAAGAUAGAUUGAUUUUCCUUUGUUUUCUCAAAAUCAGAUAGAAGUGAGUUACUAGGUUUUGCCUUUGGACGGGAGAUUAAAGACGUCACACAGGCAGUGAAACUUUGUGUUUUUGCAAAUAUUAUAUUGCUGGCAAACUAAAAAGUUUGAGGUUGAGUCCCAAUUUAUGAUGGAUUGCACAAUCAGAGGGUAGCCUCAUCUCAAGUUUCUGCUCUGUAUUUGACCCAAAAAUUUUGCGAAUUCAGCUAUUAUUACUUAACAAAACUUUGCCGGAUGAUAAUCACACUGACAUAUAUUCGUAACAGUUCAAUGGACUAAUGUUAAAGGGGAGCUAUGAUUAUUUUAAAACACAUUUUGUUGUGGUCUCGAUUAUGUUUUGGAUCAAUUUCGCUCCACAAUCACUUUUUUAACCUACUUUCUGAAUAUGUCUGCAAGAUGUUCGUUUUAUGAGGCGUUCCCGGAUUGCAACAUUAAAAACAUUAUAUAGAUUAACUUGAUCACAGCAUUAUAAACAUUAUAUAGAUUCACACGGUCACAAUUUAUGAACAUUAUAUGGAUUAACUUGGUCACAACAUUUUAAACAUAUAGAUUCACUUGAUCACAACUUUAUAAACAACAUUUAUAUUCACUUCAUAACAAUAUCAUAGACAUUAUAUAGAUUCACCCGGUCACAAUUUAUAAACAUUAUAUACUGUAGAUUCACAUGAUCACAACAUUAUAAACAAAUGGAUUAACUUGAUCACAACAUUAUAUAGAUUCACCCAGUCACAAUUUGUAAACAUACAUUCACCCGGUCACAAUUUAUAAACAUUAUGUAGAUUCACUCGGUCACACUUUAUAAACAUUAUAUGAUGUAGAUUCACUUGAUCACAACAUUAUAAACAUAUACAUUCACUUGAUCACAACAUUAUAUAGAUUCACCCGGUCACAAUUUAUAAACAUACAUUCACUCAGUCACAACUUAUUAACAUUAUAUAGAUUCACCCGGUCACUAUUUAUAAACAUUAUAUAAUGUAGAUUCACUUGAUCACAACAUUAUGAACAUAUAGUUUCACUUGAUCACAACAGUACAUAGAUUCACCCGGUCACAAUUUAUAAACAUAUAGAUUCACCCGGUCACAAUUUAUAAACAUAUAGAUUCACUUGAUCACAACAUAUAUACAUUAUAUAGAUUCACUUCAUCACAACAUUAUAAACAUAAAGAUUCACUUGAUCACAACAUGAUGUAGAUUCACCCGGUCACAAUUUAUAAACAUUAUAUAGAUUCACCUGGUCACAAUUUAUAAACAUUAUAUAGAUUCACCCAGUCACAAUUUAUAAACAUAUACAGUACAUUCACCCCGUCACAAUUUAUAAACAUUAUGUAGAUUCAUCACAACAUUAUAUAGAUUCACCCGGUCACAAUUUAUGAACAUUAUAUAGAUUCACUUCAUCACAACAUUAUAAAUAUAUAGAUUCACUUGAUCACAACAUGAUAUAGAUUCACUUGGUCACAAUUUAUAAACAUUGUAUAAAUUCCCCCGGUCCCAAUUUAUAAACAUUACAUAGAUUCACCCAGUCACAAUUUAUAAAUAUUAUAUAGAUUCACCUCAUCACAACAUUAUAAACAUAUAGAUUCACUUCAUCAAAACAUGAUAUAGAUUCACCUGGUCACAAUUUAUAAACAUGAUAUAGAUUCACCCGGUCACAAUUUAUAAACAUGAUAUAGAUUCACCCAGUCACAAUUUACAAACAUUAUAUAGAUACACCCAGUCACAACAUGAUAUAGAUUCACCCGGUCACAAUUUAUAAACAUCAUAUAGAUACACCCAGUCACAACAUUAUAAACAUUAUAUAAAUUCACCCGGUCACAAUUUCUAAACAUUAUAUAGAUUCACCCAGUCACAUCAUUAAAUACACUUGCACACUCCGAUGGCUAGAGAGCUGCAUAAAAAAGCAAACAACUAUGUCCCCGCAUGUCGCACGUGUGUGCUAUUCUAGUCAUGCCAACAUUAGAUGGAAACGAUUCUUCAUCCUACCUCAUCUUCAUGUUUCCUCAAACCAAGUCGUAAUGUUGCCGCCGUUUUCUGUUGAAGUUCAGCUACUAAUCCAGUUUAGUUUUGGCCCGAAUGUAGUGCACGAAAAGACAAAGAAGUAUUUAUUUACUUAUUUAUUAUACUAGAGACACUAGUGAUUUAGGGCUAUAUAAAUAAUCAUUGAUUGAUUGAUUGUUUGAUAUUUCAUAUUUAUUUCAUAUUCAUAAAGCAGGUGUGAGGUGAUGAAACGAGACGAAAUAUACGAAAGUUCCAGCUGUGUGGACUCAGCGGGGGGGGCUUUCUGACACAAUACGACCAAGCGUGCCCACAUAUGUACGUCCACCUCACUGUGACGUCACAAAUCCCCCACCUAAAAAAAUAUAUACUGCAAAACCUGGCAAACAGAGGUAACCAAAACUGAGUGCACGCUCACGCUGAAAUGGACAAACUUUGAUAUUUCAUGCUUUGGCGUUGUUUAACUUUAUUAUCCAACAUUUAUAAGUUACUAUUGAUUUGAUGUAACUUUUUUUUUUAACCUCUAAUUCAAACCUUUGCUCUUUGGGGUUUUGUCAAAUGUAAUUAUUGAGAAUCAUGCACAUAAGACUGAAUGACACUUUACAAAAAGCAACAACCAGCAAGCAAGGAAGUCGUACGUAUUUUAAGUUUCUGUUAGCUUAUUUUCCUCAUUUCACUUUCACUGCCCGUCUUGUUGCAAUGCUCUCACUCCAGUGCACUGCAGCUCUAGUGCAACAUGGACUUUUAAGUCCCAUAACAUGCAGACUUUCAAAGGCUUUAUGGCGGAACGUUUGUGCCGUACAACAAGUAAGAGAUGUGCACUGCUUUGUUUACAACCUUUGAUGCUUGUUUUUAUAUGUGCAAUAAAGUGCAAUAUCUGAAUAUUCAAA
Nerophis ophidion (straightnose pipefish) is the source of this 6245-nucleotide messenger RNA. Its product is annotated as uridine-cytidine kinase-like 1. The transcript is spliced from 15 exons. Lineage: Eukaryota; Metazoa; Chordata; Actinopteri; Syngnathiformes; Syngnathidae. Gene Ontology annotation, cellular component: cytoplasm. Gene Ontology annotation, molecular function: ATP binding; kinase activity. The record is from RefSeq and is a predicted model, not a curated record. Bases 179 to 1792 code for a protein of 537 amino acids.